This is a messenger RNA of Hylaeus volcanicus, 1179 nucleotides long. RefSeq lists its product as uncharacterized. Lineage: Eukaryota; Metazoa; Arthropoda; Insecta; Hymenoptera; Colletidae. The transcript has 4 exons. The record is from RefSeq and is a predicted model, not a curated record. Bases 127 to 1161 code for a protein of 344 amino acids.
GUAUUAUCAUUAUGCCAGAUAUCGUUUUAUCCUUCUCGACAACAAGAACAGAACUAUCUGCAUGCAGCCGUUAUUUAUUUAAAAAACGCAAGAAAAAAACGAAUAAUUUCGUCUAAAGAAGUUUUAAUGUCAAUGCAAGAGCCCACACAAAAGGCAAUUCAUUUAAUUGAAUCGAGUAAUGAUAUGAAGGUGCAAUCGACUUUUCCUCCACCUUUGUUUGAUAUACCUAUACAUCAAACAGAUGAAACUUUGAGCUCGCCCGAAUAUCGACGUAGUAUUUUAACGCUUGAUGACGAAAAUGGAAAAAAAACAGAGACGUUUAAUGAGACGCAGACUUGUUUAUCAAAAGGAGAGGAUUUCGCUAUACAUAAGGAACGGGUUCAGCCAAAUUUAAUCAAGUGUAUAAUGAGCGAUAAAAAGCAAAAGGAAGUUGAUUCUUAUACACUCUCACCUGAUAAAAUGUAUCAAAUACAAGAGGGCGAAAAUCAUAACUUGACAGGAAACCUUUCAAAGGCAUUUAUAAAAGAUUGCGACCCAGAAACGAAUAACAUAUUAAAAUCUCUUGUUCAAUCGUCUCAAACGUUAAACACAUCUAUUAACGUUCUCAUAGGGGUAAUCAAUGAAUUAGGAGGAAAAUUUGACAGUUUACAAUCUAGAAUAAACUUGAUGGAGAGUUCUAAGCAAACUUGCGGGCGUUACUCAGGCAUUGUUCGACCGGACAUUUCCAAUAUUAACUGUUUGCAUAGGGAGGAAGGAGAUUUUGAGAAAAUUACAAAUCCUUUGAAGAAUAAAAUAAAUACUACAGAAAUGAAAUCUUACUUCAAUACAUCGCCAACAUCAGAAAGUGUUAAUACAAUAUAUAAGAAACCUACGACAAAUCCUUUUUCCUCAUCGGAUCAACUUUAUCGUGUUUCAGCGGAAGAAGAAAGUGGACGUCAACGUUUAGAAGAACUACGAAGGAUUGAAGUAGAAAGGCAAUACCUUCUGGAACAACAGAAAAAAAGAGUGCUACUUGAUAAAAAAGCAAAAGAGCUCAUGGAAACAAUAUCGUUAACACAUGAUAAGUCGCCUUCAUCUCUUUUUGACGAAAAUGUAGAGAGAUGUGAUUUAACAAAGGACUGUAAACGUCAUACCACUGGAUUUAAUCCAUUAUUUGAGUGAUUGUUUUUUUUAAAAAAG